Molecule: messenger RNA, 733 nt
Organism: Microbotryum saponariae
Lineage: Eukaryota; Fungi; Basidiomycota; Microbotryomycetes; Microbotryales; Microbotryaceae
Source: the annotation of a GenBank genome assembly
AUGAGCCAAGUCGGCGCAUUCCACGAGAACCUCUUCAUCCCUGGCUGUACUCUCACCGCGGUCUUUUACUCCGCGACGCUGCUCCUCGAGCGUUGGCUAAGACACACACGUCGUAUUCCCGGAUCCUCGAGGCCAGACAUUGUGCGAUAUGGUGUCUUAUCUUGCGUGUUUGGGUUUUGUGGAGGUUCUGCACUCUUGUUGAUUUCGUGAGCCUUUGCAUCGCCGAUUCGGUUCCUCACCAUAAAGCGCCGACUGACGAUUGUCAACUGGCAGUAUCUGUGACGUCUAUCGCCACGCGGCCGCUCACUGGGCGUCCACCUUGGUUUUUGUGCUGUGCAUGGCAGCCUCGUCGAUCUGUCAAACCAUCCAAGUGCGCCGGCUUGGCAGUCUACUCUCGCAAGACGCGGAUGCCGACCAUAGCAAAAGCGACAAAGGUAGUCACGAUGGCCACGGACAGGGGUUAAAACCCAGUGGGCGAAUUAAAUUGGUGAUUCUCGUUAUCGCCUUGGCAUGCGCCUUGAGCUUCGCAGUCCUCUUCGGCGCAUGUUUUACCGAGCCCAAUACUCGAGCCCCCUCUCCUCGAUGCAACAGGGUCGAAUCGGCCUCGGCAACGUUCGAAUGGAUCGUUGCCUUCCUCUUCGACUUCUUUCUUUGCACGUUCAUCCUCGACUUGGCUCCUGCUGUACAUAGGUGGGUAUGCUUCGAAUGCUCAGGUCCUGUUGACGGAUUCUAA